This is a messenger RNA of Purpureocillium lilacinum, 1890 nucleotides long. RefSeq lists its product as uncharacterized. Gene Ontology annotation, biological process: arachidonate metabolic process. Gene Ontology annotation, cellular component: membrane. The record is from RefSeq and is a predicted model, not a curated record. Lineage: Eukaryota; Fungi; Ascomycota; Sordariomycetes; Hypocreales; Ophiocordycipitaceae.
AUGGACUCGUCCGGUGUCCGCAGAAAAGACACCACCAAAGGCCCGCCUCUGCGCGUGCUCUCCCUCGAUGGAGGAGGCGUUCGCGGCUACUCGAUGCUCAUCAUCGUCCAGGAGCUCAUGCACCGAACCUUUGUCGAGACCGAGGGCCGCGCCCCCCGCCGCCAUGAGAUACCCAAGCCCUGCGACCACUUCGACCUCAUCGUCGGCACCGGAACCGGCGGCCUCAUCGCCCUCAUGCUCGGCCGCCUGCGCCUCGACCUCGAGACUUGCAAGGAGCUGUACGUGCGCCUGACGCGCAUGGUCUUUGAGACGGACAAGACCAUUGCCGGCAUCCCGUACCGGUCGACGCUGUUCAAGGCGAGCAAGCUCGAGGACGCCAUCAGGCAGUGCGUGCGCGAGCACACCAUCUUCGAGGGCGAGGGAAACGACGGCAACGUUGAUGAGGACCUCGUCAGCCCCCUCAACCCGGCACAGCGAUCCAGCGCCUACCCGAGGCGCCACUCGAGCAACGCCAGCACCGUUAGCUUUAGCGCGCGCAGCCCCGCUGCCCAGAUGGCGGCGCGGCCCGCCUUCAACUCAAGAUACGGAAACCCAAAUGCCAGACUGUACGAUUCGCGGGAAAGGAGGACCAAGACCGCCGUGACAGCAGUCUACAAGGGCUCGCCGCGGGGCUCUCCGCCUGCGAUCCUCCGUUCGUACGAUUCCCGACGAGAGCCGCCGCCCGAGUUUGACUGCAAGAUCUGGCAGGCAGGUCGAGCCACCUGUGCCAUCGGCCUGGCCUUUAAGCCCAUCCAAAUUGGCCAGUCAUGGUUUCACGACGACGGGGUGGGUACGUUUAAUCCGGCGCCCGAGGCGCUCGACGAAGCCGUGGUAAAUGAGUGGCCUGGCCGAGAGGUUGGGUGUUUUGUCAGUGUCGGCACCGGCAAACGGCCCAAGUCGAGCGACGCCAACCAGCAAAUGUGGUACGAGGGGUUCCUCGGGGAGUUUGCCGAGGCGCGAAGGAGAUUGAUCGCCAAGAUUGAGGGCUGCGAGGUUAUCCACGAAUACAUGAUGCGUGAGCACCUACCGCGACGGGGAGUCAACGCCGAAAACUACUACCGCCUCAACGUCGAGAUUGGCGUGGGCGAGUUUGGCAUGAACGAGUGGCACCGGCUCUCCGACAUUAGCACGGGAACACGGCGAUACAUGGCUCGAGAGGCAGAGCAAAAGAUGAUUCAGGGCAUCUCGACCAAGCUGGCCAAGAUCCUCAAGGCCAAGAUACGCUGGGAGCGAGCUCAGCAAGGCAUCCCGGAGCUGGUGAAGUCGACAUCGGCGACAAACUACGAAAUGCCGCUCGCGGUGGAGCUACCCGGGGACGUCCCGACGUCGUAUAUCGUGCCGCCGCACAGCCCCAUGAGUCGGUCGUCGUUUGAUUCGGGCCCAGACAGCCUACAGGUCGGCAAUUACCCCGCGUCGCCAAGGAGCUCUCAUGACCGGAUGCGCCCCGUGUCUGCGUGCUCACGAACGUCUCCCCCUCCGGCGAUGACAGACCGCCCUCUGCCGCCGCCGCCCAUGGGCAGCCCGUCGCCUCAUGGGGACGAACCGGACCGGCUCCUCGUCUCGGCACCGUCGCCUACGCAGUAUCGAAACGCGUCCGGGGCGGACAAGAUUGCCAUCAUGAGCCCCGACGAGCACCCGCGGCCGCCCUCGAUGCACCAGGUGGUACCGCCCGCCACGAGGAUCGAGCCGCCGCCGCUGCCGCCCAAGACGCCCCUCCCAGACAGCAAUCAGCAGCAGCAUCACCACCACGGCAGGGGCCCGAGAGUACCCACGCCUCCGUAUCCGCUGGACGACGAGGCACCGCCGCCGCCAGUGAACAUGGCGCGGAAACCCGACUACCGCGGGCGGUAA